AUGGCCGAUAGUGGCAACCGGGUGUUCUGUCAUGCUUGUGGUGGCGUGUGGUCGCAAGAUCAUAGUGGCCUAACUUGCCCGCACUGCGAAUCCGAAUUCACAGAGAUUUCUGAACACGACGAAGAUCCGCCUUCGCCACCUAUUAAUCCGUGGGCAGACCACAAUCCGUGGGCGUACGAAGGAGACUCUCCUCCACGAGCACACAACUUCAUGGAUUCUCGAUCUCCAAGAUACUCGCACCAUUCCUACAGGUCGCCCGAUGGUCGUUUUACCUUCAGCAGCACAACCAUCGGCGGCGGGUUUUCGCGCCAAGGAGGCGCUCACCCGAAUCCUAUGAUUCCCAUGAUGCUCCAGAGCCUUGAAUCGAUCUUCCAGAACUUUUCAGAUCCAUAUGAUGGUGCAGGCCACCGGGCAAUGUCGCCACAUGACCCUUAUCGCGCGCGCUCGCCCGGGUGGCCAGAUCAAGAUCAUACGGGAAUGCAUAGACAUGCAGGCGACGAGGGCCUCUUUCCCCGCAAUGCAGAAGGGCCGCAACCGAUGGCAGCUCCGGUAGGAAGUUUAGCCGAGUAUGUCCAUCACUCCUCUUCGAUGUAUCCUUCUGCAGGCAGCGGUCAUGGCGUGCAUCUCAUCCAACAAGGGGCUAACUAUCACUCCAGACUCCUCGAGACCUUCCGAUAUAGCGAAUUUCCCACUUCUCAGAGCAGGCCUCGUCGGCAUGGCGCACGCGGAGUGGCAUCUCCACAUCCUCUGGCCAUGCUCGAGGCCCUGCUGAACCUGAAUCGGAACGGGGACGCGGUCUACUCGCAGGAGGAGCUCGACCGUGUUAUCUCGGAAAUGAUAGAUCACAAUGCUCAGGGCACGGCUCCACCCCCCGCGUCCGAAAGCGCCAUCCGGUCGCUCCCCAGGCAGAAAAUGACGAAACAAAUGAUGGGGUCGGAUGGCAAGACGGAGUGCUCAAUAUGUAUGGAUGCCGUGGAACUGGACACAGAAGUCACGGUGCUCCCCUGUACCCACUGGUUCCACUACAGCUGUAUUGAGGCGUGGCUGAGCCAGCAUAAUACUUGCCCACACUGCCGUCGGAGCAUUGAUGCGGUUGGCACCACAAAUACUGGCGAAGGCACCAGCGAUAACCCCGUCAUCAUUCCAGAUAGCCCCGAAUCCCCAACUUCCGGGCGACGACGACGGCGCCGCAGUUCUCCCUUCUCUCGCAGUUCACGCAGUGCUCGUUCCUCGGUAUCGAGGUCGAGCCCUAGUUCGCCGACUCCUGAAACAAGUGAAUCUCAUAUUAGACGGGGCAGUCGGGGCGAAAGCCACCGUGGUGGAUUGACAGGCUGGGUUUGGAGCCGUUUUGGAGGUGGAAGUGGCUGA
This is a messenger RNA of Penicillium macrosclerotiorum, 1368 nucleotides long. Its product is annotated as putative RING finger domain protein. The record is from RefSeq and is a predicted model, not a curated record. NCBI's taxonomy places the organism in Eukaryota, Fungi, Ascomycota, Eurotiomycetes, Eurotiales, Aspergillaceae. The transcript is spliced from 3 exons. The coding region runs from base 1 to 1368 and encodes 455 amino acids.